UCAUCCAAGAUAGGUCUCAAGAGUGGCCUGGAAGAAUGUACAGUGGCAUUGAACUUGUUUCUAAGUAACAGAUUUUCAGAUGCCUUAGAAUUACUCCGUCCAUGGGCAAAGGACAGCAUGUACCAUGCCUUAGGCUAUAGCACCAUUGUGGUGUUGCAGGCUGUCAUGACCUUUGAGCAACAGGACAUACAAAACGGCAUUUCUGCUAUGAAGGACGCUUUGCAAACCUGUCAAAGAUACAGGAAAAAAUGCACGGUGGUAGAGUCUUUUUCAAGUCUCCUUUCCAGAGGAUCAUUGGAGCAGCUGACUGAAGAGGAAAUGCAUGCCGAGAUCUGCUAUGCCGAGUGUCUCCUUCAGAAAGCAGCACUGACGUUUGUGCAGGAUGAAAAUAUGAUCAACUUUAUCAAAGGUGGACUCAAAAUUAGAACAAGUUACCAAAUAUAUAAGGAAUGUCUUUCUAUCCUGCAGGUCAUUGAGAAGCGCAAACUUGAGCAGCAGUUCUUCUCUGAGUUUGAAGGGGGUGUCAAACUUGGAAUAGGAGCAUUUAAUUUGAUGCUGUCCCUUUUACCAGCAAGGAUUAUCCGACUACUGGAGUUUAUUGGAUUUUCUGGAAACAGGGAGUUGGGACUCAUGCAGUUACGGGAAGGUGCAUCUGGAAGAAGCAUAAGGGCUCCACUGUGCUGCUUAACGAUCCUGGCUUUUCAUACCUAUAUCAGUCUGAUACUUGGUACAGGAGAAGUGAAUAUUAUGGAAGCAGAGAACCUCCUUGCACCCUUCCUCCAGCAGUUUCCAAAUGGCUCGCUCAUGCUGUUCUAUCAUGCCCGAAUAGAGCUGCUAAAGGGCAAUGUACAAGAGGCACAAGAAAUAUUCCAAAAAUGCAUUUCAGUUCAAGAAGAGUGGAAACAGUUUCACCAUCUUUGUUACUGGGAGCUGAUGUGGAUUUACGUAUUCCAACAAAACUGGAUACAGGCGUAUCACUACUCAGAUCUUCUCUGCAAAGAGAGUAAAUGGUCUAAGGCAACAUAUGUAUUCCUGAAAGCUUCAAUUUUGAGUAUGCUUCCAGAGGAGGACGUAGUACCAACUAAAGAGAAUGUGGUAGCUUUAUUCAGGAAGGUGGAAUGCUUGAAGCAGAGAAUUGCUGGUAAAUCUAUCCCCACUGAGAAGUUUGCUGUGAGGAAGGCCCGCCGGUACUCGGCCGUUCUGCCUGCGCCUGUGAGGCUCGUCUUACCUGCCCUGGAAAUGAUGUAUAUUUGGAAUGGUUUUCCAAUCGUGAGCAAAAGAAAAGACCUUUCUGAAAGUUUGCUGGUAACUGUUGAAAAGGCGGAGGCAGCUUUGCAAAAAGAAAACCUGAAUGAGUACUCUACGGAUGAUGAGUGCUUGGUGAAGUUACUGAAAGGAUGCUGCCUGAAGAACUUGCAGCGGCCCCUGCAAGCUGAACUGUGCUUCAAUCACAUUAUUCAAAGUGAAAAGCUACUGAAGUAUGACCACUACCUAGUGCCAUUCACUCUGUUCGAGUUGGCAUUUCUGUACAAAAACCAAGGAGACAUUGACAAGGCCAUCAAGGUCCUAGAAACUGCAAGAAACAACUACAAAGAUUACUCCAUGGAGUCUCGGCUACACUUCAGAAUUCAGGCAGCUCUCCACCUCUGGAAGAAAUCUCCCGCAGACUGA
Molecule: messenger RNA, 1671 nt
Organism: Chrysochloris asiatica (Cape golden mole)
Lineage: Eukaryota; Metazoa; Chordata; Mammalia; Afrosoricida; Chrysochloridae
Gene: TTC39B
Product: tetratricopeptide repeat domain 39B
Exons: 17
Coding region: 118-1671 (517 amino acids)
Biological process (GO): regulation of cholesterol efflux; regulation of cholesterol metabolic process; negative regulation of cholesterol storage
Molecular function (GO): protein binding
Source: RefSeq, a predicted model, not a curated record